Prunus armeniaca (apricot) is the source of this 1614-nucleotide messenger RNA. The record is from the annotation of a GenBank genome assembly. NCBI's taxonomy places the organism in Eukaryota, Viridiplantae, Streptophyta, Magnoliopsida, Rosales, Rosaceae.
AUGGGUACCGUCAGUCUGUGCCCGAAAGAGUACCAGAAGGUUUACCAGGAAUGGUUCAACUUGGUUGAUUCAGAUGGAGAUGGUCGCAUUACCGGUAACGAAGCCACUAAGUUCUUCGCCCUGUCUAAGCUUUCUCGACAAGAACUCAAGCAGGUUUGGGCCACUGCUGACAAGAAGCGACAGGGUUUUUUAGGUUUUACAGAGUUCAUUACUGCAAUGCAGCUGAUUUCCUUGGCGCAAGAACAUGAACUAACCCCAGACGUCCUCAAAACUGAAGUUGACUGGGAAAACAUUAAUCCUCCACUUAUGGAAGGUUUGGAUGCUCUCUCAGCCAAAACCAAGAGUUCAACGACAAAUGGACUUGAAGUAAAUGGAAGCAUUCAAUCUCAACCACCAGCCCAGUGGUUUGGUUCAAAAUCAGUGAAGAAGCUACCUCUUAUUGCUGUUACAUCUAUAACCGAUGGUUUGAAGAGAUUGUACAACGAAAAACUAAAGCCAUUGGAACUUACUUAUCGCUUCAAUGACUUUGUAUCUCCAUCAUUGACUAAUAGUGAUUUUGAUGCUAAGCCUAUGGUCAUGCUUUUGGGACAAUAUUCAACUGGAAAAACAACAUUUAUCAAACAUUUGCUAAGAUGUAACUAUCCAGGAGCUCAUAUUGGUCCAGAACCUACUACUGAUAGAUUUGUUGCUGUGAUGUCUGGACCUGAUGAGAGGAGUAUUCCUGGAAAUACCAUAGCCGUUCAUGCAGACAUGCCUUUUAGUGGGUUAGCAACUUUUGGAGGUGCAUUUCUGUCAAAAUUUGAGUGUUCUCAAAUGCCACAUCCAUUGCUAGAUGAAAUUACAUUUGUUGAUACUCCUGGAGUUCUAUCGGGAGAAAAGCAACGAACACAAAGGAGUUAUGAUUUCACUGGUGCUAUAUCAUGGUUUGCUGCAAAAUGUGAUGUUAUUCUUCUUCUGUUUGACCCUCAUAAACUUGAUAUCAGCGAUGAGUUUAAACGUGUAAUUACAUCUCUACGUGGUAAUGAUGACAAGAUUCGAGUGGUUCUAAACAAAGCAGAUCAAGUUGAUACUCAACAAUUGAUGAGAGUUUAUGGGGCAUUGAUGUGGUCACUUGGAAAAGUUUUGAAUACUCCGGAAGUUGUGCGUGUUUAUAUUGGAUCAUUUAAUGAUAAACCUGUCAAUGAAUCAGCUGUUGGCCCUAUGGGUAAAGAACUUUUCGAAAAAGAACAAAACGAUUUACUAGCAGAUUUGGUUGAUAUACCAAAGAAAGCUUGUGAUCGACGGAUCAAUGAAUUUGUUAAACGUGCUAGAGCUGCUAAGACUCAUGCCUAUAUAAUUAGUCAUCUGAAAAAGGAGAUGCCUGCUAUGAUGGGCAAAACUAAGACUCAACAACGAUUGAUGGAUAAUCUUGAAGAUGAAUUUGCAAAGGUUCAGAGGGACUUCCAUUUACCAGCAGGAGACUUUCCAGAUGUGGAGCACUUUAGAGAGGUCUUGAAAGGUUACAACAUCGAUAAAUUUGAGAAAUUGAAGCCGAAAAUGAUUCAAGCUGUAGAUGACAUGCUUGGCCGUGAAAUCCCAGAACUGUUGAAGAAUUUCAGAAAUCCUUAUGAUUAA